Bathycoccus prasinos is the source of this 1479-nucleotide messenger RNA. RefSeq lists its product with no specific name. The transcript has a single exon. NCBI's taxonomy places the organism in Eukaryota, Viridiplantae, Chlorophyta, Mamiellophyceae, Mamiellales, Bathycoccaceae. The coding region runs from base 1 to 1479 and encodes 492 amino acids. Gene Ontology annotation, molecular function: methyltransferase activity. The record is from RefSeq and is a predicted model, not a curated record. Gene Ontology annotation, cellular component: nucleolus.
AUGGACGUCCCGGACGAUUGGGGCAUCGUCGCAAACGAUGACGAUGAUGACGAUGGUAAGAAGAAGAGGUGGUUAACGCCCAAUACGACUGCGGCGAGAAAUCAUCUCGUCGAGGCAAAAACGACCAACGAGAAGAAGGAAAAGGGAGAAGAGCGAGAACGAGAACAAAGCGAGGGGAAGGUAAUCAGCGGACGAUUGCUCGGACGACGCCGAAGGGCGAAGGAGAAACGGAAACGGAUGGCGACGAAUAGGAAGAAUGAUGGUGGCGGCGCCUCUGCUGACGAGGAGGAGGAAAAGGAGGAGAAAGAGGAGGAAAAGAGAGAGAGGAGGACGAACGCGAAUAUGACGGAAAAGCAGAAGAAAAAAGCGGAGAAGAAUCGAGCGAGGAAGUUACGAAGAGAGUGGAAGAGGAAGAAGGAGAUGGAGGAGGAGGAGGAGGAAGAGGAGGAGAAGAAGGCGCGCGUUGAACACAAUCCGGACGAGGAGGAGAGGAACGAGAUGAAACGGUUGGCGAAGGAGUACGUGGCGGAGAAGGCGAAGAAGAAACGAGCGAAAAUCACGACGACGAAAGGAGAAGAGAAACAUGGUAAUAGGAGUAAUAGUAAUAGCGAAAGUUCGGAGAAGAACGAGGACGAGGGCGAGGAAUUCGAGAGCAAAGACGAUGUCGCGCAGCAACGACGAGAACGAGAACGAGAACGAGAACGAGAACAAGAACAACAACCGGCGGUCAAAAAACAAAAGAAACUCUCGUUGAUUGAUAAAAUGCGCGUGAAGCUGUCCGGCGGUCACUUUCGCAUGCUCAACGAACAACUCUACACGACCAAAGGCGACGAAGCUUUACAUUUAGUCCAACAAAACCCGGGCGUUUUUGACGCCUACCACGAAGGCUUUCGAGAACAAGUGAAGAAAUGGCCGAAAAAUCCAGUUCAUAAAUGUUUCGAGUGGUUGCAACACAAACCAUACGACACGAUCAUCGCCGAUUUCGGAUGCGGAGACGCCGAGUUAGCGAAACUUAUCGGUAAAUCGAAGAAGAAAGUGUACAGUUUAGAUCUAGAAACGCCUUCCCACGCGCCGUUUGUGAUUGCGUGCAACAUGGCCAAAACGCCGCUCGAAUCCAACUCCGUCGACGUCGCCGUCUUCUCUCUGUCCUUAAUGGGCACCGACUAUUACAAGUUCAUCGAGGAAGCCUCUCGAGUGCUCAAAGUCAAAGGUAAACUCUGGAUAGCCGAAGUCAAAUCUCGAUUCGACGGUAGAAACGGCGCCGCGUCCAUCCCGAGUUUCGUCGCGAGUUUGAAAACCGCCGGAUUCGACGUCGACCCGAAGAAAGUCGACGAAAAGGAUAAGAUGUUUUUCGUCCUGGAAGCGGUCAAGGCUAAAAAUCACGCAUCAUCAUCGAGUGGUGGUGGUGAAAAGAAGAACAACAAGAGUGGUAAGGUGGAGUGGCCGAAAUUGAAAGCGUGCGAGUACAAGAAGAGAUGA